GUAGUAAAAAACAUGGUAGAAGGGGUAGAAAAUGGAAGUCAGUGGUGGGGAGCCCGAAAGCAUUGAAGCAACUGAGGAACUCUCUUUUCAGUCCGACUAUACUGGCGUCAUUUCCGUCUGAGACUUGGGCAGUGUCAAUUGUGUGUCUGUAGAUAUUUUGUCUGUACAUUCUCUUCCGGUUAUAGUACCAAGCGUUGUAAAUUUAUUUAUAUUUAACAAAAUUUUUAUCUUAUUUCAUCUUUCAAAAUGAAGAUUUACAAGGAUGUUAUUACUGGUGAUGAGAUGUUUUCGGACACAUACAAGAUGAAGCUGGUUGAUGAUGUGAUUUACGAGGUCUAUGGAAGGGUAGUGACACGGUCAAAUAACGAUUUUAAAAUUGAUGGAUUCAACCCAUCAGCUGAAGAAGCUGAUGAGGGAAUUGAUAAGACUGUAGAAAGCGGAGUUGAUGUAGUUCUUAACCAUCGAUUAGUCGAAACCUUUUGUUUUGGUGACAAAAAAUCAUACACCCUUUACCUUAAAGAUUAUAUGAAGAAACUUGUAGCAAGAUUAGAAGAAAAAGCACCGGAUCAAGUUGAAAUAUUUAAAACAAAUAUGAAUAAGGUCAUGAAAGACAUAUUGUCACGGUUUAACGAUCUACAAUUCUUUACUGGUGAAUCAAUGGAUUGUGAUGGUCAAGUAGCCAUGAUGGAGUAUCGUGAGAUUGAUGGUAAUAGUACACCUGUGCUUAUGUUUUUUAAACAUGGCCUCGAAGAAGAGAAAUUUUAAAUAAAUAUUAGAUGAUUAUCUUUUGAAAAUUAA
Molecule: messenger RNA, 798 nt
Organism: Chelonus insularis
Lineage: Eukaryota; Metazoa; Arthropoda; Insecta; Hymenoptera; Braconidae
Gene: Tctp
Product: translationally controlled tumor protein
Exons: 4
Coding region: 247-765 (172 amino acids)
Cellular component (GO): cytoplasm
Molecular function (GO): calcium ion binding
Source: RefSeq, a predicted model, not a curated record